Molecule: messenger RNA, 993 nt
Organism: Ostertagia ostertagi
Lineage: Eukaryota; Metazoa; Nematoda; Chromadorea; Rhabditida; Trichostrongylidae
Source: the annotation of a GenBank genome assembly
GUACAAGUGACAGCGCGCUGUCAAGGAGGCAACAACGCUGGACACACGGUCGUUGCAAAUGGAAAGAAAUAUGACUUUCAUAUUUUGCCUAGCUUUAACAUAAUAGGAAAUGGAGUUGUCGUGAACCUGGAUGCUUUCUUCUCUGAGCUGGAUCAUAAUGGCGUGACAGAUGAGCCAGGAUGGGAAAAGAGGAUCAUGAUAUCGGCUGAAGCUCAUCUCGUGUUUGGAGUCCACGCACAGGUUGAUGGUCGUCAUGAGGCGAGCCUGUCUCAAAUAAACAAAAUCGGUACAACGAAUCGUGGUAUAGGUCCAACAUAUUCUUCGAAAUGUUUCCGUAAUGGCAUACGAGUUGCGGACCUUUUGGGUGAUUUUGAAGCAUUUUCAGAGAGCUACUGCCGGCUUGUGGAUCAUUAUCGAAAACAGUUUCCCACGAUCGAUAUAGAUACGGAGGCAGAACUGGCACGAUUCAAGGAGCAUCGUGAGAAGCUGAUCUCAUUGAACUUGGUUGGCGACACUGUUGGAUUUAUUCAUAAUAUGCGGAACAAAGGCCGCUCAAUCUUGAUUGAAGGUGCCAACGGUGCUCUCUUGGAUAUUGAUUUCGUAUGUAAAUCAUAUCAACAUCGAGUAGUAACUGGUCCUUUCCGCGGACGGAAUUGCAAAGACGAAACUGGAGAUCUUCUGCAAUGUGGAUGGCUCGAUUUGUUUUUGUUACGCCGCAGCGCUCAGAUCAACGGCUACACAGCGAUCGCUCUGACCAAGCUGGACAUUUUGGACACAUUUAAGGAAAUAAAAGCCGCCGUCGGGUAUCGUCUCGAUGGCGAACCUCUCAGUGCUCCUCCUGCUCAAGCAGCCGCCUGGGAUCGCGUUGAAGUUGAAUACAAAGUGUUCCCUGGAUGGGAAUCGCCGACAGUUGGCGUACGAACAUGGGAAGACCUUCCAGAGAAAUGUCGCGAAUACGUGCUCUUCAUCGAAAGCUUUAUUCAGGUAAAGAUC